Molecule: messenger RNA, 504 nt
Organism: Myzus persicae (green peach aphid)
Lineage: Eukaryota; Metazoa; Arthropoda; Insecta; Hemiptera; Aphididae
Exons: 2
Coding region: 109-447 (112 amino acids)
Source: RefSeq, a predicted model, not a curated record
UAUAAGUUCUCGAGAUUUCGGAUUACAUGACAUCGGUGUGCAUAAUUUAUCGUACAACGUACCUACGCUCCGCGAACAAUAAUAUUCGACAGAAAUGUGCACAAUAUUAUGUACGUCAAAUAUGUUUUUGUGGCAACGGAAACUCAGCUAUUGUAUAUUAUUAUAGUGGUGCAGCUGCAGCAUAAUUUAAUGAGCAAAUAUUUUACAAGCCCACGUUGUACACAUCAUAUACCUAGGCCUGUUGGCAUACGUUUACGGUUUACCGCCGGCUCGGGCCGAUCGAAAUAUUCACCGUCCCAUAUUAAACUUAUCGGAGUAAGUCAUAAUAUAGUGCACUUGAUGUCUGAACGUAUAUAUCAUAUGGCAAUCAAACAAAUAUUUUUCGAACACAUGACGCCAGCUACACAAAAAGAAAGAGGUUCUGUAUGGUCGAAGAUCAGCUUCUAAUUAUUGUAAACAUGGUUAAUGGUGAUAAUAAUAACUAAAUGCCAUUUAGGUAUUGAA